AUGAGAAAGCCCUGUGGUUGCAAGAAAUUGAACAGCAAUAAAAGGCCAGUGGCAUGGCCAGCAAAACCAGAGCAAGCAAAAAAGCUUGAAAAUUUUGGAGGAACAAAAGCUCUUGCUAACUCUGAAAGUGUGGCGCUCCGAGCUCAAGGCAGGAUUCCAGCUGAGCUUUCACCAACGCUGAGAACCAGACAGAGCCCACCUGAGGAACAUCAGCCUCCUGCACGCCCAUGCGAGCCCUCCGGACCUCCCAAGGUGUCAGAAGGGCGUUUCCGUCACAACCGCGGCCCGCCGCUGCCCGCCGGCUUCGGGCCCCCACGGGCCGCCUCCGGCCACUACUCUACUGCCGUAGCGGGAGCAGGGCCGGCGUCGUUCCUAGCCCUUUGCUGCCAUCUGGCGGGCAGCGGCCGCCUCGGCCCGGCCCCGUGCUUGAGGCGGGGGUCUCCUGUCACGGCUGAGAACGGCCUCAACCCGGGUCUGUCAUAUCUGUCCAACGGUGUGACCGGGAGCAGAGUGGGGAGGGGGCACGGUGCACUUUACAGUCGAGAUGCCGCGGGGCCUAAUCCAGCUGGGAAACUGGCACCAAAAUCGCUUGGCUUUCCAUUCUGCUGUCUUUUGCUAUUGCAUGAGAAAUAGCAGCACUUUUCCAAGAAGUGACUCAGGAAGCGACUUGAAGGAAUAACGCAGCAAGUACCACC
This is a messenger RNA of Neopsephotus bourkii (Bourke's parrot), 695 nucleotides long. RefSeq lists its product as uncharacterized. The transcript has 4 exons. The record is from RefSeq and is a predicted model, not a curated record. NCBI's taxonomy places the organism in Eukaryota, Metazoa, Chordata, Aves, Psittaciformes, Psittacidae. The coding region runs from base 1 to 633 and encodes 210 amino acids.